ACCUUUGGCAGUUAUCUUUUAAUCCAUAGGUGGUCAACUGGCUACCUGAAUUCUCAAUGGUUAUGAGGAAUGGAAAAUACAGUUUAAACAUUUAGCAGUUAAAACAAAACAAAUGAAUAUAUGUGUUCCAAGUUGCACAUUCACAAUUUUUGCACUGUGUUAUGAUUAAGUUUCAAUGAUUAAUGGACUAGAAUAUAUACCUACAUUUUUGUUUUUGGUGCAUUAAAACAGUUUUUCCAAAAGUAUUCAAUUAGUUGUGAACCCUAUCAUUCAUUAUGGGGAGUAAAUGGAGAUUAUCCAUCUCAUAGUACUUUGUCAUUAAUUCUGCAGUUGCUUUAGAGUUAGGGUUAGGCCAAAUCUGGUUGUCCCGUCUAAAGACAAGUUGUAAUUUCCACCCUUGAAAAAUACUAACACAAGAGCUGCCUCCAAACACUCACACACACAAUUAUGUGUAAUACUCCAUACAUACAGUGCCCUCCAAAAGUAUGGUCACUAGACAAAUUUGUUAUGUUUGCUAUAUGGUUAAGGCAUCCGGAUUUGAGACUGAAAAGACAAAUAUGAAUCAAAAUUAUAGACAAUCAGCUUUUAUUUUGUGGUAUUUGCAUGGGUAAGUUUUACCAUUUUACAGAAACACCUAUUUUUGUUUUGAGCCCCCCAUUGUUGCACUGUAUGUGUAACAAGCACGGAACCGUCCAGACCCACGGCGCAAUUCACUUCCGCAUUUUAGCUGGUACCACCUGUGCGUGCGUCCUACUAAACGAAGCACCACCUGCGCAUGCGUCCCACAAAACGUCCCUCAAAGGUCGUCCGUAAGUGAGUGACCACAAUUUGCCAUGCAUAACCCACGGCAGCAGUUCCUGCGUGCCGUGGGGAAAAGACAAACAGCCCUGAAACAAUAAAAUACACUAAAACUACAGAACUAUAAGCGUGUUCAACCCCAUGGUCCAUAAUCUGAAUGUAAUUCAUGUGGAGUAUUGAAAUUGCAGAUGAAAUGUAAUGUGAGCUUGUAAAUUGGUAAUCCAGGUCAGUGUUAAGACAUCUCAUUUGAAUUCACUGUCAUCAACAUUCCAUUUUGCAAAGUUGUUCCCUUUGGAGUGUGAGUAUCUUAACUUUUUUGUCAGUUUUAUUCUUACAAUACUGCAAAAUGCUUACUUCCUUUUCUCACUCCAAAACUACAGCAAGACUGGCUAAAGUGCUUUCACUGAUCAUAGGAAUUGGGACUAAAGGAGUGAAAUAUAUUAUCAAAACUUAAUUUAGCGAGUAAUGUUGGCAACCUAGAGCUUUAACUGUGCAUAGCACUGUUGUGUUUCAGGCUAAAUUUUUGAGGAUAAUCUGUAAACUGAUUUGGCUGCACUGGCUUUUCCAUGCCUAGAUUUCAAUUAUAUCUGUUUUCUACAUAUUCUCCCACCCCGGGGUAAACUUUAAAGAGCCAAGGGUCAGACCAGAAUUGGUUUUGUUCACUGGGUAGGAUAGAGUGGAAUAUCUUUGGUAGAUGAAAUGAAAAAGGGUGAAGCCAAAUAUCACCAUCCACCUUAAUUAUAGGUACUCCAACUUCACCAGAUAGCCUAAAUUGUUCAGGGCUGAAUGAGGGUGUGCAAAUGGUCAAUGGGAGAUGAAGAGUUUAGGGAGGAGUGGGAAUUAGCGGUAUCACCACUCUACUCUAGUAUAUAAUGGGUCCCCUCCAUUUAUUUUUUUUCUUCUCUCUACCUGCCACUGUCUUGACGUGUGAACAGAAUAUGUGGCCUUAAGUCCAUAUUCAGGAACCCUUUACCUGGCCAGUUCAGCACAAGGAGUUUGACACUGAAGCACCAAACCAAUUACACAGUAAGACAGGAGAUUAGAGGCAGGGAUUUUCCUCAAAUGGGAUCAGGCCGAUUAGCGGGUUUAGGAUGACGUACUGCAACUUCGAUUUGAUCGCUCAGAUCGGCAGCAAGCCGCCUCCCUUUGCAGGAAAAGAACCAGAAGAAAAUGGUUGUGUAGCCUGCGAUCCCACCUGUUUGUGCUAAUUUAUGUGGAAAAAAAUUAUCUUUUUUGGUGACCAAGGCCCCAGUCACCUACGCUAUGGGUUUUCCUGACAUUUGGGUGGUCAGAAUGGGUGUGAAGAGGAAGACCCUCACAAAAGUACCUUCUGCAGCUCCCUUCGGGAACGGAUUACAAAUUUUUGUCUGAGGUUCUCUUUUUGUGCCGUUGCGUUUUUAAAAAUUGUUGCUGAAAAAAAAAACGAACAGAUAUUUAUUUACUUUGAACUGUAAAUCUCUGUUUCUUAUUUUGUGUGUGAUUUGGGCAGGAGACAUUUGGAGCAAAAAUGGUGCUCAUGAAAGUGAAAUUCGACCUGAAGAAGCGAGUGAAGCUAGCCCAGGGGCUGUGGCUCAUGUACUGGCUAGCCGUGAUGGCUGGCGUGCUGAUCUUCAGCAUGGGGCUCUUCUUUAAGAUCGAGCUGCGCAAGCGGAGCGAGAUGAUGGACAAUAACGAGAGCCACUUUGUCCCCAACCUGCUGAUCCUGGUGGGUCUGCUGGCCUGCGGGGUCAACGCCUUCGGCGGGAAGGUCUGCCACGACUCCCUGGAUGCCACCAAGUUCGGCAAAUGGAAGCCCAUGAUCAAGCACUUCCUGUGUGGCUGCAUCCUCUUCAACGUGCUCCUCUUCAUCACGGCGCUCCUCUGCUUCUGCCUGCGCCUGUCGCUCCAGUCCACGCUGGCCGAGGGGCUGAAGAAUGGCAUGAAGUACUACAAGGACACGGACACGCCCGGGCGCUGCUUCAUGAAGAAGACCCUGGACAUGAUGCAGAUCGAGUUCCGCUGCUGCGGGAACAACAACUACAAGGACUGGUUUGAGAUCCAGUGGAUCAGCAACCGCUACCUGGACUUCAGCUCCAGUGAGGUGAAAGAUCGUGUCUUGAGUAACGUGGAGGGGAAGUUCCUGAUGGACGGAGUCCCGUUCAGCUGCUGUAACCCCAACUCCCCUCGGCCCUGCAUCCAGUUCCAGCUCACCAACAACUCCGCCCACUAUGACUACGACCACCACACCGAGGAGCUCAACAUCUUCACGCGCGGUUGCCGAGAUGCCCUGCUGUCCUACUAUGGGGGCAUGAUGAACAGCAUUGGGGCACUGGUGCUGCUUUUCACCGUCCUGCAGGUGGCAGUAACAGUGGGGUUGAAGUACCUGGGCACAGCACUGGAAACCAUUUCAAACCCUGAAGACCCGGAGUGUGAGAGUGAGGGCUGGCUGCUGGAGAAGAGCGUGAAGGAGACCCUCAAAGGCUACAUGGAGAAAAUCAAAUUACUCUCGGGCAAGGUGGAGGAUGGGGCAGGGGGGGAGGCGCAGGGCGUUGCCACGGUGAGCUGAGUGGGUCCCACCCACUUUGAUUGAGACCACUCCCUCCCAUAGGAGCAAAAGAGAGAGCAAAAUCCUCUCCCACACCACUCCAACUAUCAACAGUGAAUAAAAGUACUUCACAUGGAAAACAAAGAACAACCAAACAUAUGAGAAAACAUUUAUCCAUACAACUGUAUAUAUACUGACAUAAUUUUUAAAAGUAUAUUUCUCAAAAAAGCCCAGCUCUUAGAAAUUUGUACAUGUUAAGCUUUUCAUAUGAAAAUAAUCCCCCAGCCUCCCCUUUGCCACACCCCCUGCUUUGCAUAAUAGGGUUGUAUAUAACAGUACAAGCCUAAUAACACCCCAUCCUUUUAUUUUGUUAAAAAUGUUUUCCUUCUACUUUUAUACAAAAAAGUCUUUAUCCUAUUAUAUCUUUUUAUAAGUUGGAUAUAUAACCCGAUGGAUACACAAGCCAUGCUCCAUGAGUGUAUGUGUGUGUGAGAUGAAGAAAAUGCAUAGUAAAGGACCUUACUGACCUUUCACUGUUGGGCAUUGGUCAGAACAGGGGGAUGGUGACACUGAUGUUUUAACGAGGUCUCCAAGGUGCGUCCUCAGGUCCAAAUGAUCGAAAGUCCCAGGCUAAUUCCUUUUGGACAGAGGCUAGGAAUGCGGAGGGUGACAGAAACAUACCCAUGAUCUGAGGCAGCUGUCGAACCCGAGUUCUCGCAGUCUCCCAGUAGCCACAGAUUCCGUGACCCUGUGCGGAUUGACAUCUCAGCCAGUCCCAGGAGCGGGCGGAAACGUCGAGCUUUCGCGCACAUCUCUGCACACUUGAAAACACGUGCUCUUCUCACACACACAUACACAUGGCGUGGUGCUGUCAUCGGGUUAUGCAUCUGCUGGAUGUAAGAGGCAGGUUAACACAACGCGUGUGCGGCCUUAAGGGGCUGCUGUCAGACUGGCGUUCAGCUGUGUUCUGGGGACGGGCUAAAAGUUGAGUUUACAGAGAGGUAGUUUAACCAUCACCCCGGCACGAGUACGUAGAUGCUAACAGUUUAAUUUUCCAGAUUGUGUGAAAAAUAAACAGAAGAUUGUAAUGUUGCUAAAACUUAAAAUAAGUUAUAAUGUCCUGUAUGACUUUUUCUCCUUACUUCCACUGUAAUUUUGACAGGUAAACCCUUGUCUGUAAAUUUUGACUUUGGUUGAACAGUAAUGUCUGUUUUGUGGGCCAGGUGGAGCUGACAGCCUCUCCACCUUGUAAGAUAAGCAAUGUAUAAAGGGAUCCCCGAGCGCACAUCCUGUCUUGCAUGACCAGAGCGAGUUCGCUGUUAGCAUGUCAGCUGCUUCUGCAUAGGCUCCAUAUUAAUAGCAUCGUUUGUCAAUAAAGCAACACAAGACGGCACUCCUGUAAAAA
Messenger RNA from Anguilla anguilla (European eel), 4727 nucleotides. It is a transcript of the gene prph2b, whose product is annotated as peripherin 2b (retinal degeneration, slow). Gene Ontology annotation, cellular component: membrane. Gene Ontology annotation, biological process: visual perception. The record is from RefSeq and is a predicted model, not a curated record. NCBI's taxonomy places the organism in Eukaryota, Metazoa, Chordata, Actinopteri, Anguilliformes, Anguillidae. The transcript has 3 exons. The coding region runs from base 2306 to 3343 and encodes 345 amino acids.